AUUCAAUGUACGGCGACGCGUUAGUGGAGAAACCUUAUCAGACCAGCAGCCUCACACACAGAGAGAGAGGGGAGAGGAGAGGAGAGGAGAGGAGGGAUACUGAGCGCUGCAACACUUUAAAACACAAGUUAUUAUUAUAAUUAGAAUAAGAAAAGGUGUUUUUUCCAAGAUGAAGACAUCUUGAAGGAUGGCUUGUUUGGAGUAAAAAGUCUGCAUCAUCGUGCACGAAUAGGAGGAGGAGGAUAUAUUUUCUCACCCAUCAUCAUCAGCUUGGGAGUAUAAACACAUCAGGAGGAUCGGAAGAAUUGAGCAUGUCGUCGGAAAAACACGGUCUCGAUGACUCCGGUCGUCAGACCAUGCAGCCUCCUCCGUACCUCCCCGGCCCGCAAGACCCCAACAUGCCUCAGCACCCCAACAUGCCCCAGCACCCCAACAUGCAGCCAGCGCCGGGCACCCAACCCAACUACCCUCCUCCGCCUCCUCCUCCGGGCUCAGACGGAUAUCUCCAAGAAACCCAGUUCCACUGCGGCCCGCUUGGUCCGCAGGGGGCCCCGCAGGGCUACACGGUCCAGACCCAGGGCCCCGGAGGCACCAUGCCUCACGCCCCUGUGGGAUACCUCCACCCGGGCUACCCGCUUCAGCUGCAACCCUGCACGGCUUACGUACCUGUCUACCCCAUGGCAUCGGGUCAACCCUACAUCCCAGCCGCAGGAGGCCACCCAGGGAUCCAACCGGGUCAGAUUCAUCCCAUGCAAAUGCCGCCCAGCAUCACCCUGAUGGACCGCCGACCGCCACACGACUACCUGCCCAUCGCCGUGCUCACCACCGUCUGCUGUUUCUGGCCAACAGGCAUCAUUGCGAUCAUCAAAGCAGUGCAGGUGCGCACGGCGAUAGCCAGAGGGGACAUGGUGACGGCGGAAAUAGCCUCCCGCGAGGCACGCAACUUCUCCUUCAUCAGCCUGGCUGUUGGCAUCGCCUCCAUUGUGCUGUGCACCAUCCUCACCGUGGUUGUCAUCAUCGCCUCGCAGCACCACGAUGACGACUGGGAGCCGUAAACUCCACACGGUGUCAGACAGAUGGGAAAUCAUGGCAUAUAUUAGCUAGCUAACUACUCUCAACGGAGGAAGUAGGAGCACUGAGAACGCACACAAACUGCUACCGCAUCGCUGGCCCUCUGUGUACAGCUACACACACACACAUACACACAUACACACGCAUACACACACACAGCUCUGACCUAAUACCUGCUGCCAUCAAACACACACCGACGACCAAAAACAACCAAUCACAGCUGAUGUUCAAACGCCAAAUACAAGCAGCUGUCAAAUGAGGCCCAGUAUUGCUGUUAGCACAGCGACCGCUUAAUAUUUACACUCAGAUAUGAGCUGCGAGAGGGAAACAAAGCUCCUUGUGUUAACAAUUCAUGUGACGCUGAUUAAUUCAUACGGAUGCUGUAGUUAGAUGAGAGGAUAGGUCACCGUGUUAAAUAUUCCAACAACUAAAUCUACUAAAUGGGCCCACACAGAGGUAUUUUUAGGAUAGGUAAAGAGGACCUAUUAUGCUUUAGUGCUUUUUCUCUUUGCUUUAGUGAGUUAUAUCGUUUUUUGUGCUUGUAAAAGGUCUGCAGAGUUACAAAGUCCAUGCUAAAGAGAGUUACUCUCCCCC
This is a messenger RNA of Sebastes umbrosus (honeycomb rockfish), 1665 nucleotides long. It is a transcript of the gene prrt1, whose product is annotated as proline-rich transmembrane protein 1. The record is from RefSeq and is a predicted model, not a curated record. Gene Ontology annotation, cellular component: membrane. NCBI's taxonomy places the organism in Eukaryota, Metazoa, Chordata, Actinopteri, Perciformes, Sebastidae. The coding region runs from base 312 to 1055 and encodes 247 amino acids. The transcript has 4 exons.